AGGGUUUUUGUGGGAACACAAUGACCAUAAUAUUAUUUUUGGUCGACACAUCCGCGUCGAUGUGCCAGAAAGCUUAUGUGAAUGGCGUACAAAAGUCUUAUCUGGAUAUAGCAAAGGGAGCAGUGGAAACAUUUUUGAAAUACCGUCAACGAACACAAGAUUGCCUAGGUGAUCGUUAUAUGCUAUUAACUUUUGAAGAACCGCCAGCAAAUGUGAAGGCCGGCUGGAAGGAGAAUCAUGCAACAUUCAUGAAUGAGCUGAAAAAUCUUCAAAGCAAUGGACUUACCUCAAUGGGCGAGUCAUUAAAGAAUGCUUUCGAUUUAUUAAAUUUAAAUCGUAUGCAAUCGGGUAUCGAUACCUACGGUCAGGGUAGAUGCCCAUUUUAUCUAGAACCGUCUGUAAUAAUUGUGAUCACCGAUGGUGGAAGAUAUUCGUAUCGUAAUGGCGUACAUCAGGAGAUCAUACUGCCGCUUAAUACACAAAUACCCGGUACAAAUUUUACCAAAGAACCCUUUCGCUGGGAUCAACGACUCUUCUCAUUAGUACUGCGCAUGCCUGGUAAUAAAGUGGAUGAGCGAGUUGAGGGUAAAGUACCACAUGAUGAUUCGCCCAUAGAGCGUAUGUGUGUGGUGACGGGUGGACGUUCGUAUCGUGUGCGUUCACAUUACGUACUGAAUCAAUGCAUUGAAAGUUUAGUGCAGAAGGUGCAACCGGGCGUUGUGUUGCAAUUUGAGCCAAUGCUACCGAAAGAUGGUGUGCCAAAUGAAGCGCUGCAGGAUAUCAUAUUUCAACCCAUGAAGAAAAUGAUCUACGUGCAAAAGCACAUUACACAAAAGACCUUCCCCAUUGGAUAUUGGCCACUACCCGAACCCUAUUGGCCGGAUCCGAAAGCAGUGUCAUUGCCGCCGCGUGAUGCACAUCCCAAAUUGAAAGUAGUUACACCCGCAGUCGACGAACCGCAAAUGGUGCGUAGCUUUCCCGUUGAUAAGUAUGAGAUCGAAGGCAGUCCGCUGACAUUGCAAAUAUUGCAAAAGCGUGAGAUGAACAAGUGUUGGCAGGUCAUAAUAUCGAAUGGUAUGCAUGGAUUUGAUUUGCCAUUUGGCUAUUUGAAGGCUUCACCAAAUUUCACACAGGUCCAUUUGUACGUAUUGGCAUAUAAUUAUCCGGCUCUACUGCCGUUGCUCCAUGACCUCAUACACAAGUACAACAUGAGUCCGCCGAAUGAUCUCAUGUAUAAAUUUAAUGCUUAUGUACGCUCAAUACCGCCAUAUUACUGCCCGUUUUUGCGAAAAGCAUUACUAAAUAUUAAUGUACCGUAUCAGCUACUCCAGUUUUUAUUGCCGGAAAAUGUCGACAACUACUUGUCGCCGAACAUCGCUAACCAGUUGAAGCAUAUCAAGAACACGGCCAAGCAAGAACAAGAAAAUCUCUGUAUGAAGGUGUAUAAGCAGUUGAAACAGCCAAAACCGCCGUAUCGACAAAUUGAAACUGCUAAACUAAAUCCGGGUGUACCCUUGCGACGUGACCUGGUUCGUCACCCAUUGUUGAGAGAAACAUUUUCCAAACUUCAUGCUGAGAUCGAGCCACUUGAAAAUUACACUAUAGUCGUACCCCAACUAACGCGUCAAUCUUCGGCGAAAUCGUAUCGCAAUCCGUUCGACAUACCACGCCGUGAUUUGUUGGAAGAGAUUGCGCGCAUGCGCGAAACUGUGCUUCGAUCAACUCCAACCAGCCUUAUAGCAAAAGAUUCCGGUCACUGCCUGCCCAUUGCUGAAAUGGGUAAUUAUCAGGAAUAUCUGAAAAAUAAGGAUAAUCCUCUGCGCGAAAUUGAACCGACGAAUGUGAGACAGCACAUGUUCGGCAAUCCCUAUAAAAAGGAUAAACACAUGGUCAUGGUGGACGAGGCAGAUCUCAGUGAUGUAGCGCCAAUGAAAUCAAAUAACGGUGCUGGUGGAUCACCAAUGCCAGGUGUGCCUGGUGGCAUUAUGCCGAAGAAAAUAGAUACAUCGAGAGCGCGCAAACGCAAAGCAGGUCCCAUACGUAAGGACUACAUAUUUCGGCGUACUUCUACGGAUGUGCGACCCAGCACACCGAGUUUGAGCAUGACAUCUGUGAAUUCUUUGAGCUUAUCUGUUUCUUCGCUAUCCGACUUUGAUGAUGAUAGCGCUUCAGAAACCGGUUCUAUGUCGUCCAAUAUGUCCGAUGAUGGCGAUCCGGAUCGGCUCGUGGUGGCAUUCGAUUUCAAUGAAGACGAGCCUGCUGAUCCGCUAAUUAAUGGAUAUGUGCGUAAUUUUAUCAAUGGCAUUAGUGAUGAAAGCAGCUGCGAUUCAGAUAUGAGUGGUCCCCCUACAAGUCCGUUGAACUCAACGACUGGCAUCAGCCUGGGAGCGAUCGGCGCACCACCGUUACCGCCUGUGGUACAAAUACCAGGUAAUAACAAUGUAUUGACACCCAUGUCACCGCCGGGCUCGCCACAACCCUAUAUUAAUAAUUAUGGUCAGCCAAUUAUGGCGUCUGCAGAUAUGUCACCUGCCACUGUUAGCGCCGUAGUAACACCAAAUAUGAUGGCCAAUAUCAACCCAACAAUAACAUCGAAUGCAUUCCCGUCACCACUUCAGAUGAACGGCAACGUCGCGCUCAGUAUUCAAACUGCGACAUCUCCGCUAGCAUCGCCCAUGCCCAUAGCUCCGCCAACGGCAUCCGCCACUCUGUCCCAAACACCUGCCUAUCAACACAACGAUAUUAAUGAUGCACAGGAGAUCUCGCGUAUACUACAACAAUGUCACAAUGGCAAUUCGGCCAUUUCAAAUGCAAACACCGCGACGAAUCUUGAUAAUAUAGCAGUCACAGUUGGCCAAAUCAAAAUAGAAACAGAAUCGACGUUAAUGCCACCACCAUCAAUUGCGCCAAGCAAUUCUUCUGCACCAGUGACGCUCUCUGCCAAUUUCGACACUCUGAAACGCGAAUCAAUCACAAAUAAUGCGGCGAGCAUAAGUAAUUCUAAUCAUUUAUCAAAUCACAACAACAAUUUAAGCAAUAAUAUUGGUAAUGGCGCUAGUCAGCGGAAUACAGUCGUGGCCUCAGGGCCUCCACCGCUCACCGAAGAGCAGCGUGAUGCAGCACGCAAACAUAAUCUGGAAAUAAGAACGCAAGUCUUUCGCGAUAUACGUCGACCCGGUCGUAAUUAUACGCAACUCUUGGAGCAUCUCAAUUUGAUUAAAGGUGAUUUAGAUAUGAAAUCGAAUUUCAUUAAAAUGUGCAUUAGCGAAUCGAUGCGUUUCCGGCGGAAGCAAAUGAUCAAUAGCAUACAGGACUGGUGGGAACAGAAGCAACAACAAUUACAGGCAGCAGCAGCAACAACAACGACGACGACGACGCCGACGACGGUGGCGGCGGCGACUAGUUAACAAUUACUGCUUUGGAAUAUCAAUUGAAGCAAUGAUUAAUGCGCCAUUUACACAGGCAAUCGAAAGAGUUUCUGUUACAAUGUGCCCUUGAAUCAAAAAAGAUCAUCAUCGUAGACCACCGAGCCACCGGCUGAUCUUAUCAAAUGGAACAUUUAAGCCCCAAAUGUGUACAAGAAGAUUGUUGCAUGCCAAAUGGAAAUGAAGUCAACCACGCAUAAGUGUGUAUGUGUGUUUGUGUUGUACAAAUGUGUUUGUAUGUACUCGGUUAUAAGUGUGGAGGGCGAGUGGGUGGUGUUGCUACUGUUUUCGUUAAAGAAAAUAUGGUGGUUCUUCAAAAAAACAAAAAACAAAAAAAGAAAAAAAAACAAAAAAAAAAACGGAAUAAAAACAAAAAAGGGUGGGCAUGGAGACUACUAUGUAAUGCGAUUCUUACUCUAGCUGUCCGUGAUCGUCAAAAACAAGCUGUGUUGGUGUGCGUGUUUGUGAUAUUUUAAGGAAGUAACUGCAGGCCAUCAAACCUGUAGUAGAGCAUAAAAUCAUUAUAUGCGGCAUAUAUUUAUACCAGCCCAGUCCAGAGCACCGGCUAGAUUAGAGUUGUUAGCUUUUCCACACACUUUAGGCGAAAUUAUUUUUUGUAGCUUACAUAUUUGGAAUUUUUUGAAACAAACGACAGCAAGUUGUGUGCAGUUUCUUAUUAAGAAUUUAUCAUAAAUCCAUUGGAAAUGAGCAAUUUUGUUAAUUAACGCUAGCAUAAAGUAAUUGCUGAACAUCUCAUAAAAGUUGUUGUAAAAAAUCGUAAAUAUUUAUCAAAUUUGCAGAAAAUAUUAGGGCAUACAUUUUAAAAAAAAUUUUUUUUAGCGUAAUUAUAGAAAUUUCUAAAGUUGCUAUUCAUUGUUAAUAACGUUUGAUGUAUGAGCAAAAAUUACGUCAUUUGCUUCAUACUUUAAUAAAUUUUAAAUAACUAAUGCAAUUUGUUCCCAAAAUCUGAUCAAAUAUAAUAUAUUUAUGGAUAUUUUUUUUUCAAAUUGUUAGGAUUCUUCAUUCAACUAUUUAGUGUUGCUAUUCCAAUGCGAUUUCCAGUUCUGUGUACAUUUUAACGAUCUCUUAAGUCGACUGAUUUCUUUUUUUUUUUUUUUUGCUAAAAUAAAAAAAAGUGCUUUCACUAGUGAUCUGAUUGAGCUGCACUAUUCCGAUAACAUACAGAUUGUUUGGCACAUAUAAACGUAUUAAGUUACCCCACCAGUGCACACUUUUUUUUCUUAUUUUUUUUUUUUUUUGUAAAGUUUGGCUUUUACUGUUUUUCUUCAAAAGAAAUUAAGAGUAUAGGCUGAUACGUUACUUGAAGACAAAUUAGACGACCACGCCCACAAACCUAUGGAUCUAGGUAUAUACAAGCAAAAACAAAUGGAAUUUACAUGUACAUAUAGUCAACUUGUCAUUUGGGUAAUUAAGAUUGUCUCCAUUUUCAAGCAACCACUUAAAGACAAACGUGAUUUCGCUGCUUUAGUAGAAUAAAAAAGUAGUUAUUUUUCUGUGUUUGAAACAAAUUCCUUUAAUAAAACAAUUAAUAUUCUUAUUAAGUUUAAAUAUCGAAAACGAGUGUGAGGGGAAAUUUUGCGAUUUGCUCUAAAAAAAAGGAUAAAUUAAAUCUGAAGAAAUAUAUGAAAUAAAAGUAAAAUAAAUAA
Molecule: messenger RNA, 5092 nt
Organism: Ceratitis capitata (Mediterranean fruit fly)
Lineage: Eukaryota; Metazoa; Arthropoda; Insecta; Diptera; Tephritidae
Gene: IntS6
Product: integrator complex subunit 6-like
Exons: 1
Coding region: 21-3407 (1128 amino acids)
Biological process (GO): snRNA 3'-end processing
Cellular component (GO): integrator complex
Source: RefSeq, a predicted model, not a curated record